GACUUCGGUAGGAACAUACUCUCAAGUACCAACACAAUGGCUUUCAAGUUUGUCGUCUUCUUGGCUUCGUUGGCUGUUGCCAGCGCAGGAUAUCUGGAAGCCCCAGUGUCGUACGCCGCACCAGUGGCCCACUACUCACCAGCAUCGGCAGUGAGCUAUAGCACCAUCUCCCAGGCUGCUCCAUUGGCCAAGACAGUGUCGUAUGCUGCCCCAGCUAUUGCUAGCUAUGCUCAUGCUGCCCCAGCUAUUGCCAGCUACGCCCAUGCUGCCCCGGCCGUUGCCACCUAUGCUGCUCCAUCUUACAGCCACUACUCUGCCCCAGCCAUCGGAGCUACCCACGAGAGCACUGUCCGCUCCCAUGAUGCCACAGUGUCGCACUACUCCAAGGCCGUCGAUACCCCAUACUCCAGCGUUCGCAAAUCCGACACCCGCAUCACCAACGAAGCCCCUAAACUGGCAUACGCCGCCACCUAUGCCGCUGCUCCAGCUUAUACUAGCUACUCCCACGGCCCAUCCGUCGCUACCUACUCCCAUGCCCCAGUAGUUGCCAAGCAAGUGAGCUAUGCCGCCCCAGCUGUCACCUAUGCGCAUGCCGCCCCAGCAGUUGCCACUUACGCACAUGCCGCCCCAGUCCUCACCAAGCAGGUGAGCUAUGCCGCCCCAGCUGUUGCCACCUACGCUCAUGCCGCCCCAGCCGUUACCACCUACGCCCAUGCUGCUCCAGCUGUUGCCCACUACGCCCAUGCUGCUCCAGCUGUUGCUCACUACGCCCACGCUGCUCCAGUUGUGUCUGCCCACGCCACCAAGACCCUGACCUACUCGCCAGCCGUUGAAGUUGCCCAUGUCUCCUACGAUGGAACCCAUGCCCAUUAUGGCUGGUAAAUCAUUGAUCACUGAUCGAUUGAUCCUAGAAUCUCUUCCUCACUCCUCCCUGAGGUAACCUAUUUAUUAGACUGUUGUGUUGUUAGCCGAGCUAAAACCUCCGAAAGUUCGCACUCAUGUAUUUCUUCCCAACCGGGGGAAGAAAUGGCCAUUCUAAGUGCGAACUUUGUGUAUAAAGAUCA
Messenger RNA from Topomyia yanbarensis, 1064 nucleotides. Its product is annotated as larval/pupal cuticle protein H1C. The transcript is spliced from 2 exons. The coding region runs from base 37 to 882 and encodes 281 amino acids. Lineage: Eukaryota; Metazoa; Arthropoda; Insecta; Diptera; Culicidae. The record is from RefSeq and is a predicted model, not a curated record.